ACACCAAUCUCCUAUCCAUCAAAUAAACAAUAAACAUCAUCCAUACAUAGAACAAAAAGAAACUUUUACGUAAGAGAAAAAUGGCAGGAACUGUGGGUAAGAUGAUGAUGGUGAUGGCUUUGGUAAUGACGGCAUGUUGCCUACAGGCAUGCAAUGGGAUGAAGGUUGAUGAAACCAUGACAGCGGCAGCGAUGGCUUCAAAACUCGAGUGCUUCAAAACAUGUUCCAUAAGUUGUGGCAAACAAAACAAACCAUGUUACCAAAAUUGUUUGACGAAAUGUGGUGUACCUCAAUUUCCUUCUAAACCAUCAUCCCCUUCAACCGCUUAAUCUAUUCCCCAUUUUUUUCUAACUUUCGGUUUAUACGAAACAGUGUGUCUUUCGAUUUACCGGAAGUUCUAUCUUAUAUUUUGAUGUUUGUAAUGGAAAAAAAGAAAAAAUUAAUAUGAUACAUUUAAACUUUGAUUAUAUGUGAUA
Molecule: messenger RNA, 476 nt
Organism: Camelina sativa (false flax)
Lineage: Eukaryota; Viridiplantae; Streptophyta; Magnoliopsida; Brassicales; Brassicaceae
Source: RefSeq, a predicted model, not a curated record